Molecule: messenger RNA, 1795 nt
Organism: Raphanus sativus (radish)
Lineage: Eukaryota; Viridiplantae; Streptophyta; Magnoliopsida; Brassicales; Brassicaceae
Exons: 4
Coding region: 46-1578 (510 amino acids)
Molecular function (GO): RNA binding
Source: RefSeq, a predicted model, not a curated record
GAAGACGAAGAAAGAAGAUAACGAAACACACUGACACACGAAAGCAUGAACGGAGCUUCGCUCUGCAAUUCCCUCCUGCUCCAUUCUCGCUUCAAAUCACCGUGUUCAAUCUCUUCCUCUUCUUCUCCUUCAUGUGCUUAUCUGGUUUCUCCCUGCUUCACAACCUCUGCACACAUCUCAUUUCCUCGAGCAGUCGUUGUCAAAAGGAGUGAUGGGUUUCGUCCGCCCGCUGUAAACAAACGUAGAAGCAGUACAGAAGAGGAUGUAGAAGAAGAAGAAGAAGAGGAUGAAGAAGAUUGGGAUGAGUUUGAUGAAGAUGGAGACGAAGACGAAGACGAAGGAGAGUUCUUGCCAAUGGAUAAGAUGAAACAAUGGCUAGAGAAGAAGCCACGCGGGUUCGGCGUUGGCAAAAAGUACGAGACUUCAAUAGAAGACAAGCUCCUCGAGGAGAUUGAGCAGAGCUGGAAAGCUCAAGCUGCUAAUCUCAACAACCUCAAGACCAACGAUCCUCUCAAACGCGACCAUAAUAAUAAUAAUAAUAAUAAUAAUCUCAUCAAAGGUGAAACUCAAAGUGGGUACCGUGUUCGUGUGACCAAUCUUCCUAAGAAGAAGAAUGUUCACAGAGAUCUCAAGGCGGCUUUUAAAGAAGUGAGUGGGGUGUUGAAGUUAGCACCGGCUGUGUCUGGGAAUAAGAAGACUAAAGAUCCUGUCUGUAAAGGGUUCGCUCUUGUUGAUUUCAAAACCGGGGUUGAUGCUAACAGGUUUGUGGAGCAAUUCGAUGGACAGAGGUUGUCAUUUGGGAAGGUUGUGAAGCAGAUAAAAUGUCAGGUUGUGGAGUUUGCUGCUUCGAACCAAUCAGUUUCUGAGGAGCUACGCUCGGAUACCGUCUUUGAGGAGCUUCCUUUUCCUGGUUUUGAGGCAGUUUCUAGUGUUGAUGUUGUGGAAGAAGAUGCUUCUGUGGAUUCGUGGGAAGAUGAGUCAUCAGAUGAUUCAGACAAAGAUGUAGAUGAAGUGGAAGAAGAAGAAGAAUGUAUCAUAGAAUCUCCCAAAGUACAAACCAAUGUAAGGUCUAAGAAACAAGCUGUGAAGCGAGAGACUAGAGAACAGGAGGAGUUAGAGACACCUUUAGUUUCAUUCCAGGCACUGAAUAAACCCGAGGAAGCUGUGGCAGAAGCACAUGUGGAUGAUGAUGAUGAUGAUGAACAUGAUAGGUCUGAUGAAGAAGAGGAAGUUGCUGAAGAGAAUCUUGAACCUCUGAAUAGUUCAGUGUCAUCCUUAGAUGAGGAAAGGAUUGAGAGAAUCCGUAGGCUGGAGCUGAAGCUUCUAGGUAGAGAAAAAGUAUUGGGUGGAGGAGCUGUCUCUGAUAAACCAGAAGCAAAAACUGGUGGUAGAGUGGAAGGAGAGAAGAAGAAGGAGAAGAAGAAGAAGAAGAAAAAGAUUCUUGUGAAAGGGAAGAAGUCCUCAACCAUAGAGAUUCCUGGAUCUUCAAAGAGGUUAAAGAUGAAGGAGAAGGCUCUGUUAACUGGGGUCUUAGUCAAGUAUGCAGCAAAAGCUGCUUCAACCUCAAAUGAUGAAUGAGAUCACUAGGAGCAGAGUGAAUAUUUGAAGUGUUUAGUCUCAUCAUGUCUUCUUUUGACGUUUCAAUUCAUGGAUAUUGUCCUUAGGAAUGCAUCACGGAUGCGCAUGCGCAUGCAUGCUCAAGCUAACUUGGGUACAGAUCUCUGUGGUUUAGAAUCCUUUUGGACCCCUUUCUCUUAUAUGGUUUGUGUUUUAUUAUAGAUAUGUUGAAAGUCAA